GGCUUUUUAUGAAUUAUGGAAGCACAAGGAUAUGCAGUCGGAAGAAAAUGAUUGUAACUGUCUUUUAGAGAUUUUAAAUGAGUUGAUGACAGAAGAUCUAGAUAAUGAAAGAAAGAAUCAUCUCAUAUCAUUACAAACUGUUAACAAGAAAGCAAACACAUCGGUACGUCUUCUCGAGGAAAUACAAGACGUGGAUAUUAAUGAUUUAACCUAUGAUGAUCCAUUGGCCAACGGCAUAAUUGACCUUGGAUCUUCUCAAUACCAGUUAAUCGAAGAUGAUUAUGAUGUUCUUGUGGGUGAGAAAGGUGGCAUAAGAAACUUAAGAAAAGGUGCAUUCAUAAAGGAAAUGUGCGAAGAGUUUAUUAUAAAAAGAAACGAAAUUCAUAGUCAGUGCAAAUUCAUAAUUGCGCCUUCCGAAACAAGAAGACAUAAGGAAUGGAUUGAGAGUGAAAACAACAGGGUAAUAACAGCGACAAAUAUAACAGACACGCUUCUGCAAGAAACUAAAAGGAAUGUCUUUCGUAAAAUAUCCAAAGCUUCAGAGAAUGCUUUUGUAGAUGUUAUAGUACGUAUUAUGGAGGCAUCGAUAUAUCAAAUGCCAGUUGACUUUGACAUCGAAGUAACGAGAAAUGAUCGUCAAAGUAUUGCCAGCCAAGAGGCAACAAACCUGACUUAA
Acaulospora colombiana is the source of this 676-nucleotide messenger RNA. The record is from the annotation of a GenBank genome assembly. NCBI's taxonomy places the organism in Eukaryota, Fungi, Glomeromycota, Glomeromycetes, Diversisporales, Acaulosporaceae.